AUUCACAACUUAACUGCAGGAACACGCUCCAGCUUCAAUCAGUUGACGGGAAACGCUUGGACCGUCAGUGUCUCAUCUGCACUCUGCUCUUCUAUCUAAAUGCAGUAUCAUUCUUGCUACAUUUAAGCAAUUCGACGGAAAACUGAGCCUGAUAGUAAGUUUGUGAAUUCAAGUUGACAUCAAUUCGUCGCCUACGCAUAAAUAAGUUUGAUACCAUUUGUGUGCAAACUAUCUCACUGUUUGUUUGCCGUUGAUUGAUACGGCGAGUGACCCCAUAUCAACAAAAAAAGUGUAAAAGUGAUUACAUGAGACAAAUUACACUUGUUUAAAUAUGAAUCUCAUUUGGACACAAGUCAAAUAAUUAUGUCGUGACGUGACACGACAGUUUAUUCAGUGUAAGUUCAAACUGUUAAGUAAAUUAACAAAGUAAUGGUGAUUUUUUUUACGGAAAAGAGUAAAUUUCUGAACUUGUGUGCCCUUCGUGUUGCUUCUUGUUGACCUUUGGUGUCUUUUGAACUGGAUGAGUUUUAAUUGCCCGCAUGCACGGUAAUGCAUCUGUGUCCAUAAAAUCUUAGAGUUGGAGACGCGUUUGUUUAGGUGAAACUUUUAUUGUCUGGUUUUCUUGUGGUGGGGACUGGAUGGGUGUGUGUGUGUGUGUGUAUUUUAUGCAUUUCGUGGUUCGUAAUGUGGACAAAUGUUUAUUUAUGGAGGAAUUUUAUUGAUUCCAUGCACAAAUCGAAACCUCAGCCGUAAAACGUGUCGAAUGACUUGGCCACGGAAGUUUUAUUGAAGAUGAUGGUUCAAACAAGGGACGGAUUGACAGUGGUGCUUCUAGCGAUAACUUGCUGGACAUCGCACAUUUACGCGCAGGCUUCAACCCAUCGAGGACCACCGAAGAUAUUGGGCCGAGACUUCAAACCACUUCAGGUUGUCCGGACGGGACAAGAGUUUCGAGUGGCGUGUCCCAUCGAGGGGGACCCUUCGCCAAAUGUGGACUGGUUUAAGGAUGGAGAACCAAUCACCUCAGCAUGGUCUGGUUUCCGAGUUAAUUCUAAAGCUCUUCGAAUCCGCUCUGUUUUGACGAAAGAUUCGGGAAUUUACGAAUGCAAAGGGGUCAACGGAUUUGGCUCCAUAAUCGCCAGGACACGGCUCGUUGUCGCCGACGAUUCUCUCGAGCAUGGCGAGUUUGACGGGGAUGAUUCCGCCUCCAUGGAACGAGGGCACAGUUCCGGACCUCUUUUUACUCCAGAGUCGUUGGAGCAAUCCGGCUCGUUGCAUAUCUCGUCUGGAAACAGCAUCCGGUUCAAGUGCGACACGAAGGGGGUGCCAAUUGCCAAAGUGAUGUGGUAUAAAGAUGGGAAAGCGGUGAGCGACAAGGUGUCCAAGUGGACUUCGUGGACUCUUGUGCUAAGCAAAUUGACAUCGGAAGAUUCUGGGAGUUACACGUGCCGGGCGUCAAACGCCUUUGGGAAAAACGAGUUCAACAUUCAACUCGAAAUAACAGAAAUGAUGGAGCGAAGGAAACCUACUUUUGUCUCCGGCUAUCCAAACAACGCCACAGUUUUGUCCGGAGGUGAAGCAAUUUUGGAGUGCGCCGUCCGCGGAGGAACCACCGCCCUGCCGCCGCACAUCAAGUGGUUAAAGCGCAUCCCAUACCAUGAGGUCAUAAAUGGAAACUCCGUCAAGAACAAGCAUCUCAUACCUGUGGAGAAUCAGCACGUUUUAGUUAUUCAGGAUUCCGAGGAGGACGGCGUUCGAGUCAACGAGACCCAAAUAAACGGCACAUACAUUAGCAGAUUACUAUUCAAGCAAGCAGUUUCUGGCGUGCAUGAAGGCGUCUACGUUUGUUUAGCUACCAACAGCGUCGGCUACACUUUUAAGGAUGCCCACUUGACAAUUUUAGCAGGUGCAGAAAUUGUACAAAACUCCUCAUCCGGAAUUCCCUUCCCUUUGAUCGUCUUCCUCCUCUCCACCGCACUCUCGCUCCUAGUCACCGGUUCCGCCUGUUGUUUAAGAAAUUACCAGAAAACGCAGCAAAAACAGUCACAAACUCUCUCAAGUGCCCGAAAGCUGUCUUCCCAGUCAGUCUCCGUGGGCUCGAGCAGCGCGUCCUCCUCGUACCAAAAAAGCUGUUCGAGAGCGGCAGCGGAUCAUCGACAGCUCCUCGUCGUCCCCACGAUGCGGGCAGGAGUGCAUUCGGGGCUUGGAAGCGUCAUGUGUCAUGGCCACGAUUUGACGGAGCCAGUCAUCGAAAUCGCUUUAUCGAGGUGUUCCUACUGCGGGGAUGACGGAUCGUCGGAAAUAUCCGGGAUGCGGACGUAUGAACAUUGUUACAAUGGCAGCUACCUCAGCUCCACGAGUCAUUCCAUGCAUUGUGGACAUUGGACAUGAUGCGACAUUGUGGAAAAAAGAGUCUUCUAAUCUAAUUUUGUAUAUUAACUUGUAUACGUUGCAAAUAAAAUCGUGUAAUAAAUAAAAUAGAAAUUGUUUACAAAAAAAC
This is a messenger RNA of Folsomia candida, 2500 nucleotides long. RefSeq names its product fibroblast growth factor receptor-like 1. NCBI's taxonomy places the organism in Eukaryota, Metazoa, Arthropoda, Collembola, Entomobryomorpha, Isotomidae. Gene Ontology annotation, molecular function: axon guidance receptor activity. Bases 793 to 2391 code for a protein of 532 amino acids. The record is from RefSeq and is a predicted model, not a curated record. The transcript is spliced from 9 exons. Gene Ontology annotation, biological process: synapse organization; homophilic cell-cell adhesion. Gene Ontology annotation, cellular component: plasma membrane; neuronal cell body; axon.